Molecule: messenger RNA, 738 nt
Organism: Tachysurus vachellii
Lineage: Eukaryota; Metazoa; Chordata; Actinopteri; Siluriformes; Bagridae
Exons: 5
Coding region: 1-738 (245 amino acids)
Source: RefSeq, a predicted model, not a curated record
AUGACCUCUAUGAGGCGUAACAUUACUGGCCCUAUCACAGAUGAAAUGGAUGUGCUAACCAUUUUCCUUGGUCAACUUGAGGGUGACAAAAUAGUACAAGAUAAGGCCUUGAUAAUCCCUUUUCAAGAGUCUGAGGCCUGUUUGUCUACCAUCACAACCAAAGUUAAAGAAGCCCUUGCUAUAGGUGCUGAUGAAAACAUCAUUUUAACUGAUAGUCAAGGAAACCUACUCCUUGAUAGCCCUGGCACAAAAGGUUCUUCUUAUUGGAAGCAGAGCUCCAGGCGCUUUUUUGCCAUCAAAGAUGUUUUUGCAGAAAUGGGAAGAAGAAGAAAAAGAAGAAAACUAGGGCAAGCUAAAAGACACGAGGAAUCGGAGCUCUUAGAAAUAAGAGACAAAAUCGAGGAGGUCCUUCUCGCAUCUGAAGGGUUACCAGCUGUGUCAGCCAAGCUCAGGGAGCUCUCCAAGCAUUCUGAGGGCCUCACAGAACAGCAAAGUGAGAUAUUGAAGACCUCAUUUAGGUGCAAUGUAUGCAGAGGAGUGAUGAACAGUCCUAUGCUGGCGCGCUGCUGUCGCAGUUUGGUUGGUUGUCGAGAGUGUGUCAAUGCUAUACUCCAGGAGGGUCAAGGAUGUGUUAAGUGUCGGUCUCCAAUUACAGAGGAAUCCCUGGUGGCUGUAGCUGGCCUCUCUGAAGUUUUUAAUAUUAUUAGGGCCAUAGAAGAGCAGUACACUUCUGUAUAA